AUGGUAAAAGCACUAAAACAGAGGUCACAGAAAAUGUUCUCUCUCAGUCCCUCGCUCUCCCUCCCGCGCGCACCCUCUCUCCUCCAGCGAGUUCAUCGGCCACCGGAAAUCCCCUCUCAGUCCCUCGCUCUCCCUCCCGUGCUCACCCUCUCUGUCCUCCGGCGAGUUUUUCGGCCACCAGAAAUCCUCUCACUCCAUCGCUCUCCCUCCCGCGCUCACCCUCUCUGUCCUUCGGCGAGUUCUUCGGCACCGGCGAAGCUGUCCGUCUGUCGCAAGGUUCCGUCCACUGUCUCUCUCACUCCGGCGACGUCUACAGCCACCGGCGAAGCUCCUGUCUCUCUCUCACUCCGGGGAAGCCGAAGGCUCUCUCUCUCUCCUCCACCGGUGGUGACUGGAGUAAGCAUGCAAAGUGUUCUAAUUGGUGAGAAUCUUGGCGGCUGUGCAUUUGUGUGUGGAUCAUUGAGCUUCUUGGACAAAAUCGCAUGUGGGCUUGCCUUGUAUGUUCUUCAGUCGUUUCAAAGUUCCUCUCCAGCAGUUCAUUUGACCAGUCCAAUACAUGUCUAUAUUUCAGUUACAAGGAUUGGUUUGGGUCUCAUACCACCAUUUUGUUCACUAGUUGGGGUGGCAGUUACAUACACCAUGAAACUCCAUACCCCUUUUUCGAAACCUAUGAUGGAGCCACUGUUGGAAUAGAGUGUGAACAAAACAAUUUCCUUUAGACAACUCUUUCUUUAAGAUGUUGGAGCAUUUGCUGCAGGUUUGAUUAUUUUCCGGGAAAAAUUCUCUAUAGUGUAGCAAUUACAUAGGAAAGGACACAAUUUUUGGCUAAAGAUCUGG
Messenger RNA from Corylus avellana, 837 nucleotides. NCBI's taxonomy places the organism in Eukaryota, Viridiplantae, Streptophyta, Magnoliopsida, Fagales, Betulaceae. The record is from RefSeq and is a predicted model, not a curated record.